Messenger RNA from Gordionus sp. m RMFG-2023, 3195 nucleotides. RefSeq lists its product as uncharacterized. Gene Ontology annotation, molecular function: DNA binding; DNA-binding transcription factor activity, RNA polymerase II-specific. Gene Ontology annotation, biological process: regulation of DNA-templated transcription; neuron differentiation. Lineage: Eukaryota; Metazoa; Nematomorpha; Gordioida; Chordodea; Parachordodidae. The record is from RefSeq and is a predicted model, not a curated record. The transcript is spliced from 6 exons. The coding region runs from base 1 to 3195 and encodes 1064 amino acids.
AUGAGUGUUAAAUUUCAUAACGAAUUAUGUUCAUUUGCCAGUGUAUUCAAAGAUUUGGUAGCAGAAUUAAAUGAAACGGACGAUGAUAUCGCAUGUACAAGUGAGGAGUCAAAUGAAGAAGAUGGAAUAUUAAUGAUAAUAAAUCAGAGAAACACACCAUUAUCUGAAUCCACUCACAACUACACAUCUGAUAAUCGUUAUUAUUAUGAAUCAAAUAUUAAAGGAGACAAAUAUAAAAUUCCUCAUGGAGCUUCAACAUUUAACUAUAACAACAGUAAUAAAAUAAACAAUAAUUACAGCGGAAAUCAUUUUUUAAAUUUUCCCUCUAACAUUUAUAAAUCUAAUUGCAAUUCUUGGCAAACUUAUGCGACUUAUAAUGAUCGAUUUAAUAUUUAUGAUGAAAUCAAAAACUUUAAUCAUUGUAUAGGCCCAAAUUAUUAUAACGAAAAUACUCAAAUAAAUAAUUACGAUGGAUAUUACAAUGCUGAAAAGGAAAGUCUGAGUGCCGAAAAUGUGUUAUACAACCCAAAUUCUUCUUACGAUUUUAUAAAUUGUUACAAAGGUAUAUGCAAUGGUCAAGAAACGAUUGACCCUCUAACAUCAAACAAUGAAAUAUACAAUCAAACAUCAUUAAAAACAGAUAACUGCAAGCAUUAUGAAGAGGAAACAAUAAAAUAUCAGGAUGCUAAAAAUGAUGGAGAAAACAGCGAAUACUCAUCCAAUAUUCCAGAUGAACUUUCGAAAGAACUCAUUGGUGAGAACUUUGAUAACCAUAGACAAAUUGUUAAUAAUAAUACAAACAAUUUAUCAACUGCAAAUGCCCAUUGUAACAUAAGUAGCGACAUUAUAUCUAUGUUACCAGUAACUUCGACAGAUUCAAAAGCAAAAUUUAAAUUAACAUCAUCCAUAAACUGCGGUAAUAUAGUUCAAAUAAAUCAUACAAAGCAUGUUGAACAAACUAAACUUACAUCUUACAUCAAGGACUAUAGGGAAUAUAAUAAGGAACAUAGCGAAUAUAUUAAAAAUAUAGAUACCACAAAUAAAAUAUUUAUGGCGGAAUCUACUUUGAGCUCGGAUUCGACAAAAUCUACUUCACAGAGUAUGCUAAGUCAUACCUCCAACAACUGCUUUGGCGCAAAUGCUAAGAUCAAACGUCAUAGAACCCGCUUUACACCUGCGCAGUUAAAUGAACUGGAAAGAAAUUUUAAUAAAACUCAUUAUCCAGAUAUUUUUAUGAGGGAAGAAAUAGCGCUUAGGGUUGGACUUACGGAAUCCAGGGUUCAAGUAUGGUUUCAGAAUAGAAGAGCUAAAUGGAAGAAACGGAAAAAAUACCAAGCUAAUAAAUCAAUAAUUAACCAAAAUAACCAACCUCAUAGCAAUGUCAACAAAGACACGACCAAUCCAUCAUUUUCAUCUGAAAACAAAGAUCAAAAUUUUAACUUAAACAUUUUGUCUCCCGUACAAUCAUUAUGCGUACUAUCCUCCUUAGCUAUUCCUAGGGGAAUCAACGAAAGUGAAAACCAUGAUUGUUCUAAUAACCCAGUCGUUUGUCAAGUCAUUCAAUCUAAUUCAUCGGAAUAUUUAUUGCCGAAUAAGAACAUCGAAACAUCCUCAGAUAAUAACUAUAGACUCCCCACCAGCAGUGCCAACUACAACACAACAAAUCACCAUCAUAAGGGUUCAAAUAAUAAAAAAAUAAAAAAUAGUGAUACAUUAGCACCUUUUUCGUAUACUAAAGAUUAUGGUAGUGGUUAUGAUAAUCUAUCCAGCAAAUGUUUAAAAAAUUUAAUGAUCAAGGAAACGAACAGAAAAAUUAAUAAUAUCAAUUUUUCGAAUGCAAAUGAUUGGUCCACAAAUAACAGCCCUAAUUAUAACGAUCAAUAUUCGAUCAAUAAAUUUUCAACCAUAAACAAAGUGCAUAUUUAUAACUACAAUAAUAUCAUCAUGGGUAAUAAUGAUAACCUACCGAAAGAUUAUGAUGAACGUGAUAAAGAAUCUUUGUUGUAUCAUAAUUUCCCUUUGUAUACCUCACUCACCGGGACGUUUAACGAACAUUCGUUUCCCUCAUUACAGGAUAAAGAUUCAUUAAUGUAUUCCGACAUCAUUGACUCAAAUGCUUUAAUACCUAAUAAUACCAAAAAAAAUAAUAUGGUUUCGAGCCAUUCGACGGAUAGAUUAGGUAAUUCCGAUUUUUUAAAUCAUUUAUCGACCGAAAAUCAUACCUUCAAUCAAAUUACAUCUUUACCUUACAAUAGCUCCAAGUAUUAUCCUAAUAACUUUUAUGGAUGUUUUGACCCCACUACCCGGAUUUAUAACAAUUGUCCGUCAUUUAAUUUUGAUAAAUACCCUAAUAAUAACAAGAUAACAGGAGAAACGUACUCGAAAGAUUAUUUAAAUAUUUCGUGUCCAACUCAUUAUGGUCAAAAUUACCCAAGUGGCAAAAUGGACGAUAUGUCUAGUCAGGUGGACCCUUAUUUUUAUUACAAUCAGUUUUCUACAUACCAUCCUAAUUUUAUCCCUAACAACUAUAACAACUUUGACUCUCAAUACUUUGCACCAUUGCCUAAAUAUUACCCAUUGAUUUACACAAUAACCACCGAUAAUGCAGCAAAUAUGAUUAAGUUAAUUAAGCUAUUAAUACUACACGAUGAAGAAGAUGAUGAAGAUGAUGACCUUAACGAUUAUUUAAUUAAUGAUGAUUUAAAUAAUAAUGAUAUAGAUAAUGACGAUUUAAAUAAUAAUGAUAUAAUUCAUGAUGAAAAUAAAGAACUUUUUAAUAUUGAAAAUAUUAAUCUUGCACCAAAUGCCAGAUCCAUAUUAAUAGAUUGUUGCACAAGAUGGAACUCUAUCUAUUUAAUGUUGGAGAGAUUACUAGAGUUAAAAAGCUUUUGCCAAGAAAUAUCGCUCCAAAGCGAUCGCGAAAAAUGUUUAUCAGAGAAUGAAUGGAAAAUAAUUAGUGACAUAUUAAAAGCUUUAUAUCCAGCUUAUGUUUUGACAAAAUAUUUACAAAGUGAACAAUUGACAAUGGGCGAUUUUUAUGCUGCGUGGAUCAAAUGUCUCAUGCAAACGAUAUUAACGAAAGAUUUAUUAUCUUUUGUUCGUAAUUCUCCCAAACGCAAGAAAAUAUUUCGUUCCAUCCAAGAUGAAAAUGAUAGUUCAGCCUCUUUAAAGCCAUUAUGCCCUACAUCCUGGUGA